Messenger RNA from Mesorhabditis belari, 636 nucleotides. The record is from the annotation of a GenBank genome assembly. NCBI's taxonomy places the organism in Eukaryota, Metazoa, Nematoda, Chromadorea, Rhabditida, Rhabditidae.
AUGGGAGAGCAAGAUGAGAUGUGGUUCGACAGCAAAGAUGCGUUCACUCGAGUCGACGCGUUUGACAUCACCUACCUUGGCUACACAGUUUUCUUGUCGAUCUACUUGGCAGCAUCCACAUUUUAUCACUGGUAUAAGAGGGGUCAACUGCAAAAUGAGGAAUUCGAGUACGUGCAAGCUCAAACACUGGACAUUGAGAUGGAUGAACAAGACUUGCCAUUUGAUCGACGGAAUUCAUCACACACACAUGUGAACCAAAGCUCAAGCAUCAAAGAGAAAGCCGCCAAAACGACAAGCGGGAAUGACGUGCAAACAGCUUCAUCGUCCGCUCACGAGAAAAAGAACCUUAUCAAUAAAAAUGAGAUCGAAAAGCGCACCGUUCAGAGACUGAAAGACAAAACGCAGCGCACACAACGCACGGAGCCGAGCAAGAAAUACCCGAAGCCUUUGUACGGCAAUAAAGCUCAACUUCUGGAUGACAUGGAAGAGGCUGUUUUGGAAUAUAUGGGAGAUGCAAUCGAUGGCGACGAGGAGGCAUUUGAAGAGGACAAGCCGAAUCUUUCGGAGAAGAAAAACGCGUCUGGAUCAAUUAAGGAGAAUCGAACGCAAGACGCCAAAAAAGAGGAAAAGAGUAAA